Temnothorax curvispinosus is the source of this 1752-nucleotide messenger RNA. Its product is annotated as ectonucleotide pyrophosphatase/phosphodiesterase family member 5-like. The transcript is spliced from 8 exons. The coding region runs from base 214 to 1620 and encodes 468 amino acids. Lineage: Eukaryota; Metazoa; Arthropoda; Insecta; Hymenoptera; Formicidae. The record is from RefSeq and is a predicted model, not a curated record.
CGAUCGAUCAGUCUUUCACGCACUUUCACGACUUUCACGCUUUCAUGAAAGCCGGAGCACGGAGCACGCUCGUCGGAGGACUCGGAGCUCGGACAGUCGGAGCUGUCCGACAGGUUAUACACCGCAGCUAUGAGUGAUGUUCUCGUGAUCGGUUUUGCGGGACGAUAAUUCGCACCUUCCUAUGUUCUCGCGAACCGCCGCGAUUGCGUCACCAUGAUCUCCAGCUCCACGGUCCCAUUUGUUUCGCUGUUUCUCUUCCUGCUGAACGCUCGGGCGGGUCCCGUGCCGGAUGCUCCGAAACUGUUGAUCGUGUCUUACGAUGCGUUCAGAUAUGACUAUUUCGAGAGAAAUUUGACACCUUUCAUGAGCCACUUAAAGGUGGAAGGCACUUACACGGACUAUAUGAUGAAUAUUUUCGUCACCAAGACCUUCCCCAAUCAUCAUACGAUGGCGACGGGAUUUUACGCGGAAACACAUGGGGUUAUAGAUAAUGAAUUUUUUGAUUCUGGGAAAGAUAAUAUUACUAAGUAUUCUUACGAACUGUAUCAUUACAACAACAAUAUUCUGCCUAUUUGGACGGUUAAUGAAAAAAGUGGCAGACGUAGUGGCACGAUGAUGUGGCCGGGUUCUGUGUUCGAAUAUCAAGGAACGUCACCUACUUUCGCCCAAGCUUUUAAUGACACGAUUUCCUGGGAGAAACGAGUUGAUGAAUUAUUGUCGUGGUUUGUACAUCCCACAAACCCGAUAAACUUGGGGAUAUUAUAUAUUGAGGAUCCAGAUUACCAUGGUCACGCUACAGGAAUAAAUAGUCCUGAAUUUAAUGAAAUUCUCAGAAAAUUGGAUAAUAUUACAAAAUAUAUGCACGACAAAAUUGAUUAUUAUGGUUUGACAGAUGAUCUUAAUGUGAUUCACUUAAGUGACCAUGGCAUGGCAUCAGUCACGAUGGAAAGAAUAAUAAAUUUAACAAAUUACAUCAAUGCUAGCGAUUAUAUAUUCGUGGGAACUUCUCCGGGAUUACAUAUCUUUCCACAUCCUGGGAAAGAAGAGAUGAUUUAUCAGAAAUUGAAGUUUGCCGCGGAACAAACGAAAACGUUCAAAGUAUAUAAAAGAGAAGAUAUUCCGAAGAAGUAUCAUUAUGGCGAUAACACUCGUGUAGGACCCAUUUUUGUCAUAGCUGAAGUUGGAUAUGCAUUUCAGAACCUUUAUGAUACCAUAGAAUAUUAUAAACGGAAAUUUAAUAUUACAGUUAACAAUCAGACAGAGUUUGGGCUGCAUGGUUAUAAUAAUGAAGCUAAAGAAAUGCAUCCAUUCUUCUUUGCGAAUGGACCUGCUUUUAUGCCAAAAUGUAAAUUGGAGCCUUUUAACAAUACAGAUCUAUUUCCCUUAUUUUGCGAAAUACUUAAUUUGAAGUGCCCCAUAGUUAAUGGCACUUUAUCUCACAUAACAAAGUGCCUUAGGACACAAUCGAAAGAUAUAUCAAUAUCUACAUAUAAAAUGUUCAUUGCAGUCAUCAUAACCACCAUGUUAAUAGGAAUUUCAGUAGUGGCGACAAUAAUUUAUAGGAAAAAACGAAGAUUAGCAUAUAAUUAUAGGGAAUCGUAUUAUACGUUGGGCGAAUAAGAUAUUACAAUUUAUAAUAAACAUAACAUUAUACAUCUUAGUUAGGUUUUAGUUAGUAAAUUAAUCUAAUAUAUGACAGGGAUAUUAUACGAAAGCGAUAUCUAUAUAAAUUAUUAUGUUUUCAACAAUGAA